AUGGACGAGUCUGACGUCCUCUCACUCUGGGAGACCAAGGGGGAAGCAGACAUCCUUCUCACAAUGGGCGCCAACAAGUGGCAGCUCCAUGAAAACAUCAUUCGCGGCAAGAGCGGUCUCAUCGACCACAUUCUCGACCUCAACAAGCCACUACAGCAAAAAGGUAUCCGAAAGAUCGCGUUGAAGGAGCAUGCCUUCACAGCCUCGGCUCUCGAAGUCACCCUGAAGUCCUUCUACGUUGGGGAUGGCGUUUUCGACGGAAAAACAGAUGUUAUAGAGCUUCUUGCGAUUUACGAUGUAUCGGUCACCCUCGCAGUAUCAGCACUUCAGCAGCUUAUCGCUCCUCGGAUCGGCAACCUUCUCCGCGACAUACUGACAAGCCGAAUCGAUCUUAUCGACGAUUUCAUAAUCGCGACCGAUGUCAUCGUGAGUGAGGAAGCUGAAACGUGGGCAAUCAUGCGUCAAGAGCUUCAAAAAGCCAUAGGCCCUCACAUCGGUAUGCUUUUCUCGCAGCAAGAGUUCACAAACCUUGUGAGGACAAAUCAGACCUUUUGCUUUGAGACACUGUUUACCGCAAUUGCGCGGAUUGAUGUUCUGGAGAAAGGCGCUGGAGAUUCCAAUGAUCCGAGCAACUUACCAGACGACGGUGAUGCGGUUCGGUCCAGCUCUAGUCCCAGAGCGGUCUCUUGUAAAGGUAGCCCACAAGACUCUCCGGGCGCACUCAAGUCAUCCCAGGAGCGUGCAACCGUGCCAUCUACCAGCGACAGUAUGUCCGACUCAGAUAAAUCGACACACUGGGAAUCCUGUAGUGAAGGCGCCACAACAUCUGCCUCUCGUACGCAAAAGGUGCGAGCUUCAGGAUUAUCAACUCCGGUCACUCUACGGACGGGUACCUCAACGCCCCCAACGAUUUCCGGACACACUAUUGAGCAAAGGCCUGUAUCCUCGCGAGCGGUCGAGCGAGCACGAACUCCAUAUGCGUUGAGUAGAUUCAGCAUCUCCCAGACGAAGGAGCCUGCUGCUACCAAUCUUGAGCGGACCAGCCACGCAUAUGUUUUCGGCGGCUCCAGCGUUCCGCGCGACUUCCAAUUUUCUGGUGCCAUCCAGACAGAAGAAACUAAGUCCACGAGCACCGGAACAAAACCCAAGUAUGGGCAGAAUAAUGCUACCCCGCAUUAUUCUUCACCGAGCAACCAAACUCGCGGCCCUUCGUCUCGCAAAUCGGGCGUGAAGAAUGCACCUCAACUUGACCCUGUUAAUACAGCACGUCAGGUCAAAAAGGGCAGACUUGUUGUUGUUGAGCCAACUAACGGUCAACUCUCUUCAUCGGAUAGAGUCCUCCUUGGCGGGCCUCGUAUCGAAUGCAAUCCUUCUUGA
This is a messenger RNA of Colletotrichum navitas, 1377 nucleotides long. RefSeq lists its product as uncharacterized. NCBI's taxonomy places the organism in Eukaryota, Fungi, Ascomycota, Sordariomycetes, Glomerellales, Glomerellaceae. Bases 1 to 1377 code for a protein of 458 amino acids. The transcript is spliced from 6 exons. The record is from RefSeq and is a predicted model, not a curated record.